GCGCUCCGGCCCUGCCCCGUCUCCUGGCCCCUCGGGCUCCGGGCUAGGACAGCGCCCCUCGCAGCGCUGCGGAAAGGCGGGCAGCUAGGUCGGGAGCGCGCGGGACCCUGGACCCGGAGGCGCAGGGACCUCGGCGCACCUGGCGGCUGUCCCGAAGCCCACCUGACGCCGGCGAGAGGGCGGUGUCCGGGCUGCUGCUCCGGGCAGAGCCGCCGCUUCCACUUCCCUUCUCAAAUUCCGCCUUGCCUCCUGCCGUCGUGGGUGUCGCUGAAGGCAUGGACUCAGCUAGAAGAGACCUUCAGCUCCCGGAAGAGGCGAAGGGGCUUCCCUUGCCCCGAACGGAGAAAGGAGCUGGCUGUGACCUUUGCCCUUCACCAGAAGGUCCAGCCUUGAGCUGCAUGGCGGCGCCCCCGCUGGGCCACCUGGUGCUGACCCACCUGCUGGUGGCCCUCUUCGGCAUGGGCUCCUGGGUUGCCGUCAGUGGUAUCUGGGUGGAGCUGCCCGUGGUGGUGAAGGACCUCCCUGAGAGUUGGAGCCUCCCCUCGUACCUCUCUGUGCUGGUGGCGCUGGGGAACCUGGGCCUGCUGGUGGUGACGCUGUGGGGGCGGCUGGCCCCGGACAAGGGUGAACAGGCCCCUAUCAGGGCGGUGCAGGUGCUGAGUGUGUUGGGCAUGGCCCUGCUGGGCCCCCUGUGGCACCAAGUAUCCCCUGUGGCAGGGCAGCCCCACUCAGUGGCCUUCCUAACACUGACCUUGCUCCUGGCCCUGGCCUGCUGUGCUUCUAACGUCACUUUCUUGCCCUUCCUGAGCCACCUGCCGCCUCCCUUUCUGCGGUCCUUCUUCCUGGGUCAGGGCCUCAGCGCCCUGCUGCCCUGCAUGCUGGCCCUGGCUCAGGGCGUCGGUCGCCUCAAGUGCCCACCAGCCACCUCCAACGGCACCCUGGGGCCUCCCCACUACUUCCCGGAACGCUUCUCUGCCAGCUCCUUCUUCUGGGCACUGACAGCCCUGCUGGUCACCUCGGCGGCUGCCUUCCAGGGUCUCCUGCUGCUGUUGCCAUCCUUGCCACCACCACCAUCUGUACCCACAGAGGGACCAGGUCCUGGCCUUCUGGAGGGGGCCCCACGAGCUGGUCCUGAGGAGGAGAAAGAGGUGGAGGAGGAGGUCUUGCCCCUGCAGGAGCCACCGAGCCAGGUGGCAGGCACCACCCCUAGCCCCGACCCCAAGGCCCACGGGCUGCUGUCGGCCCACAGUGUCUGCCUGCUGGGCCUGCUGACUGUCACCAAUGCUCUGACCAAUGGCGUGCUGCCCGCCGUGCAGAGCUUCUCUUGCCUGCCCUACGGGCGCCUGGCCUACCACCUGGCCGUGGUGCUGGGCAGUGCCGCCAACCCCCUUGCCUGCUUCCUGGCCAUGGGCGUGCAGUGCAGGUCCCUGGCGGGCCUGAUCAGUGUCACUCUGCUGGGUGUGUUCUUUGGGGCCUACGUGAUGGUGCUGGCGAUCCUAAGCCCCUGCCCGCCCCUGGUGGGCACCUCUGCAGGGGUGGCCCUUGUGGUGGUGUCCUGGAUGCUGUGUCUGGGCCUGUUCUCCUACGUGAAGGUGGUGGUGAGCUCCCUGCUGCAUGGUGGGGGCCGGCGGGCACUGCUGGCAGCAGGUGGGGCCAUCCAGGUGGGCUCGCUGCUCGGGGCUGUGGCCAUGUUCCCUCCUGCCAGCGUCUACCAUGUGUUCCGCAGUGGGGAGGACUGCGUGGACAUGUGUGGCCCCUGAGCUGGCCGGGCGGGGUCCUCGUCUGCCCACCUGUCUUCACCUCCCGGCUGCCUCAGUGCCCGCCUGCCCCCCACACACACUCUGGACACCUGCACACUCCUUGGGACCCUGGCACUCAGGCCAGGGUGGGGACCAAAGAGCAGGCAGGGCCAGGACAAGCCCGGGGCUUCGGGCUCAUGUCCUUCUCUGCGUGGGACCUGUUGUGGAAUUUGCAAAAUAAAGCCUGUUAUUUCUGCAGGAGGAUUCGUUACUCCUGACAGACCACACACACGCACACAUCUGGAGUACUAACCCUGCCUGUCCAGAGGGGCCCCCAGCCUCCACACUUCCCAGGACUCUGGCACAACUUCCAGGGAACCUGGUCCCCAGCCACCCCUAGGCUGCUCUUAUAGGUCCUAGUCCACCACCUGACCCCAGGACCACCCCCUCCUCUUUGGAGCCCACCACAAGAGAACUGCCUGGAGGUGGGGUGGAGGCCAGCUCCCAGGGCCCAGGGUCAGUCUUCUGGAGAGUUCUUCAGGACACCCCCCCUCAACCGCUGCAAGGUACCUCCUCCACAGGUGGCUCUGGAGGGGGUGGGGGCAGAGCCAGCUGGGGAUGACGGUCAGGCAGGAUGGGUGUCGUAGUUGUCUAGUGGUGCUAUAACAGAAACACUGCCAGUGGCUGGCCUUAACAAAGAAAAGUUUAUUCUCUCAGUCUAGGAGACUAGAAGUCAGAAUUCAC
Molecule: messenger RNA, 2483 nt
Organism: Trichechus manatus latirostris (Florida manatee)
Lineage: Eukaryota; Metazoa; Chordata; Mammalia; Sirenia; Trichechidae
Gene: SLC52A2
Product: solute carrier family 52 member 2
Exons: 5
Coding region: 276-1760 (494 amino acids)
Biological process (GO): riboflavin transport
Cellular component (GO): plasma membrane
Molecular function (GO): riboflavin transmembrane transporter activity
Source: RefSeq, a predicted model, not a curated record